Penicillium samsonianum is the source of this 567-nucleotide messenger RNA. RefSeq lists its product as uncharacterized. The record is from RefSeq and is a predicted model, not a curated record. The coding region runs from base 1 to 567 and encodes 188 amino acids. The transcript has a single exon. Lineage: Eukaryota; Fungi; Ascomycota; Eurotiomycetes; Eurotiales; Aspergillaceae.
AUGGUGGCCAAACAAGUUCCUACUGAGGAUGCUCCGAUGUCGCUCGUCAAUAAACGGCUUGAUACUCUGACAGCACAGCUUGACAACCACAGACACAGGCUUGAUGGCCUGGAAACGGACUCCCGGUCUUCGAGACACGGCUCCUUCGAUAUGCCCUCCAAAGUCUCAAACAAGAGGUCAGAUCACGCCGGCAUCCUAACACAAGCACAAAGUCAUAUGACUCCAGGUGCGAACAUCUUGGCCGAUGCCAGGGUCAUCGCGGAGGGUCGGGAUGACCGUAGCAAAAUUCGGCGCUUGAAAGGCAUCUUCAGAGACCAUUAUUCCGUGUCCUGGGAUGAAUCUCAAGUGCUGAAUGAGCUGGCAAUGGCUGAAACUGGCAUGAUUGAUAUCUUCAAUAUUCGGGCAAAUCUGCACACAUUUCCCAAGUGGCAGAGGCCGAAACACCGCCCACAACGCCGACAGAUUCAGAAAAUUUGUGACUAUUGGAUUGACCUUUGGCGCCAUGAUCCUUUGAUUUCUGUUCCAGCUGAGGCCUCACGUCAACUAUGGGUACUCUACAAUUCGUGA